This is a messenger RNA of Setaria italica (foxtail millet), 1729 nucleotides long. RefSeq names its product UDP-glucose 6-dehydrogenase 2. The record is from RefSeq and is a predicted model, not a curated record. Gene Ontology annotation, molecular function: UDP-glucose 6-dehydrogenase activity; NAD binding. Lineage: Eukaryota; Viridiplantae; Streptophyta; Magnoliopsida; Poales; Poaceae. Bases 1 to 1449 code for a protein of 482 amino acids. The transcript has a single exon. Gene Ontology annotation, cellular component: cytosol; nucleus. Gene Ontology annotation, biological process: glycosaminoglycan biosynthetic process.
AUGGUGAAGAUCUGCUGCAUCGGCGCAGGGUACGUGGGCGGCCCGACGAUGGCGGUGAUCGCGCUCAAGUGCCCCGAGAUCGAGGUGGUGGUGGUGGACAUCUCCGAGCCCCGCAUCGCCGGGUGGAACAGCGAGCGCCUCCCCAUCUACGAGCCCGGCCUCGACGACGUCGUGAGGCAGUGCCGCGGCCGCAACCUCUCCUUCAGCACGGAUGUGCACCGCCACGUGGCCGACGCGGACAUCGUCUUCGUCUCCGUCAACACCCCCACCAAGACGUGCGGCCUCGGCGCCGGCAAGGCCGCCGACCUCACCUACUGGGAGAGCGCGGCGCGCAUGAUCGCCGACGUCUCCCUGUCCGACAAGAUCGUGGUGGAGAAGUCGACGGUGCCCGUGAAGACGGCGGAGGCCAUCGAGAAGAUCCUGGCCCACAACGGCCGCAGCGGCGUGCGGUACCAGAUCCUGUCCAACCCGGAGUUCCUCGCCGAGGGCACUGCGGUGCGGGACCUCCUCAGCCCCGACCGCGUCCUCAUCGGCGGCCGCGAGACCCCCGAGGGCCGCGCCGCCGUGGCGGCGCUCCGGGACGUGUACGCGCGGUGGGUUCCCGGCGACCGCAUCAUCACCACCAACCUCUGGUCCGCCGAGCUCUCCAAGCUCGCCGCCAACGCCUUCCUGGCGCAGCGCAUCUCCUCCGUGAACGCCAUCUCGGCGCUCUGCGAGGCCACCGGCGCCGACGUCGCCGAGGUGGCGCACUCCGUCGGCAAGGACGCGCGCAUCGGCCCGCGCUUCCUCGCCGCCAGCGUCGGCUUCGGCGGGUCCUGCUUCCAGAAGGACAUCCUCAACCUCGUCUACAUCUGCGAGUGCUACGGCCUCCCCGAGGUCGCCGGCUACUGGCGGGAGGUGAUCCGGAUCAACGACUACCAGAAGUGCCGCUUCGUCAACCGCGUCGUCUCCUCCAUGUUCAACACCGUCGCCGGCAAGAAGGUCGCCGUGCUCGGGUUCGCGUUCAAGAAGGACACCGGGGACACGCGGGAGACGCCGGCGAUCGACGUCUGCAACGGCCUGCUCGGGGACAAGGCGGUGGUCAGCAUCUACGACCCGCAGGUGACCGGGGAGCAGGUGGCGCGGGACCUCGCCAUGAAGAAGUUCGACUGGGACCACCCGCGGCACCUGCAGCCGCUCAGCGCCACCGAGAUGGCCAAGCAGGUCGCCGUGGCGGCGGACGCGUACGAGGCGGCGCGCGACGCGCACGCCGUCUGCAUCCUCACGGAGUGGGACGAGUUCAGGAGCCUGGAUUACAAGCGCAUGUUCGACGCCAUGCACAAGCCGGCCUUCAUCUUCGACGGCCGGAACGUCGUCGACGUCGCCAAGCUCCGGGAGAUCGGGUUCGUCGUCUACUCCAUCGGCAAGCCGCUCGACGAUUGGCUCAAGGACAUGCCAGCAGUCGCGUGAUCGGAUCCGGCGUUCCCAAUCUUUUUCUUCUUCAUUCCCUCCCUCUUUCUAAUCUAAGUUCUACGUUGGCUGAUCGGUUCCCCGGUUUCAUUUUUUUUGUUCUUCAUCAGAACUUACAAGGUACUAGCUCCAGCUCGUAUGCAUUUCGUUGGCUCAUGUAGGGCACAUUCUUUUUUUUUACUUUUCUUUUUUGUACUAACAACUAAUAAGUUUAGCUUUAUUUGUAGUAAGCUAGCUUCCUUUAUUUAUGUGUCAAAUGUUGGCAAAGCAUCGAUCCUGU